AGGGCCAGCGCAUGCCUCACAACAGCCUCUCUCGGCUCAGCUCCCGCCUAGCUCCUGGUGGCCUUUUUAGGCCCCAAACUGCCCCAAGUCAAGCUCUCCAGGCCCACCUUCAGCCUCCCAAUGGCUUGGACAGGCCCAGCUCCUGAGUUAUCCAGGCCCAAAACUUCCUCGAGGUGCCUCUUCAGGCCCAGCUCCUGCAUCCUGGUGGCCUCACCAGACAACUUUCUCAAGUCUGCUAUUCCAGACACAUCUCAUGCCUCCCUGAGGGAGGCUCCUGCCUCUCGGCAGCCUCUGCAGGCCCAGCUCCUGCCUCACGCCUGUCUCGGCCUCUCCAGGCCCAGGUGCUGCCUCUCGGCGUCCUCUCCGGGCCCAGCUCUUCCCCCCGGCUGCGUCACAGGCCCAGCUCCUGCCCUCCCAGCAUCCUCUCCGGGCGCAAAACUUUCUGACACGCCCACCUUCCACUUCAACAUCCUCAAGCCCUAUGUGGCAAUUUUCAACAAGAGCGUGAACAUCAUGCACGACAAGUGGCAGCGCCUGGCCUCAGAGGGCAACACCAGACUGGACAUGUUUGAGCACAUCAGCCUCAUGACCCUGAACAGUCUGCAGAAAUGUGUCUUCAGCUUUGAUAGCAAUUGUCAGGAGAAGCCCAGUGACUAUAUUGCCGCCUUCUUGGAACUCAGUGCCUUUGUAGACGAAAGAAACCAGCAGAUUCUCCUGCACUCGGACUUCCUGUAUUAUCUGACUCCGGAUGGGCGGCGCUUCCGCAGGGCCUGCUGCCUGGUGCACGACUUCACAGACGCCGUCAUCCAGGAGCGGCGCCGCAGCCUCCCCACUCAGGGUACUGAUGGCUUCCUCAAGGACAAGGCAAAGUCCAAGACUUUAGACUUCGUUGAUGUGCUUCUGCUGAGCAAGGAUGAAGAUUGGAGGGAGUUGUCUGAUGAGGACAUAAGAGCAGAAGCUGACACCUUCAUGUUUGGGGGCCAUGACACCACGGCCAGUGGUCUCUCCUGGAUCUUAUACCACCUUUCAAGGCACCCAGAAUACCAGGAACGCUGCUGGCAAGAAGUCCGAGAGCUUCUGAAGGACUGUGAGCCUAUGGAGAUUGGUGAAACUCCCCCUGCACAGAGGCUGUCCUGCAGGCAUGGGGCUGGAAGGCUUCACACAAUCUCAAAGUCCUGGGACCCAAACUAUUACUCAGACCACGGAGCAGGUGAGGCAAGAGUUGGGCAAGGUAGAUCUUUAAUCCACCUCAUAGACUGGAGUGUGGGCUUAUGGCGUUUCUCCUUUCACCCAGUUAGCCUCCACUCUCAUUUACCUCUGUGCAGAAGGCUCAGCUAGGUGUGUCAACCAUUGUAAAUCCUCCACAUAAAUUAUAGGUUAACUGGAAUACAGAGACCAGGCAGGAGGAGGAGAGGAAAGGUAGAGAUACUUAUCUCUUCUCCCUUAUCAGAAGGAAACCUGGCAUAAGAAAGUUCAUGUUUAAUGGGCCAAAGAGUAAAUCAGAAAACUGCAGGGGUGAUGGUAUGCCCAUGGUGCUGGUGGGGAAUUCCCUGCCCUGGGGCCUCCCUUGAAUUAAUUUCUCCCCAGGACAAUGGGAAAUAACAUUUAAUCCUUGGAGGGUUUUGUUUGUUUGUUUGUUUUUGCCUGAGAGUGACUCUGAUCCUGUUUCUGGUG
Molecule: messenger RNA, 1674 nt
Organism: Sapajus apella (tufted capuchin)
Lineage: Eukaryota; Metazoa; Chordata; Mammalia; Primates; Cebidae
Exons: 9
Molecular function (GO): iron ion binding; heme binding; monooxygenase activity
Source: RefSeq, a predicted model, not a curated record